Messenger RNA from Drosophila simulans, 3534 nucleotides. Its product is annotated as putative mediator of RNA polymerase II transcription subunit 12. The record is from RefSeq and is a predicted model, not a curated record. Lineage: Eukaryota; Metazoa; Arthropoda; Insecta; Diptera; Drosophilidae. The transcript is spliced from 3 exons. Bases 930 to 3350 code for a protein of 806 amino acids.
CUUAGUGUACUCAGUUCGUCCAGGUUGACCCAGGUUAUGCCGGCCAGCGCCACAAACGGGGUGGGUUCCGUUCAGCUGGACAGGUGGAUGGGUUGAUAGGUGGCCAGUGGCCAUAUCUGCCCAGUGAAAUCUAUUGGGCAAGCCGGCGGUGUAUGCCCCAUAAUUGCCGCUCGGGAGCUUGUGGGUCUGGCAUUUUUUUAUCGCCCGCGGGCCAUGUAAUUGUCGUAUUAUUAUUAGCAAAUUUCAUUUGCAUUCAUUCACAUUUCGGAUGUGCAACGCAACAUUCGCACGGUUCGGCUAUCCUCCGGCAUUGAAUUGGAUUCGAUUGGAUUGGAUUUCGUCGCGACAUCGAGGAGCCCCACGCACGAAACUCGAUAUCAGCUCGAAAUCCUGCGGCGGAGGGUCAGCCACAAAUGGAGAUUUAUUUGUUUGUUGAUUAGCUCGGUUCCUGUUUACAAAUGGAUCUAAAUUAUGAUGGGCCGCGGUAUCGGGAAAUUUGAUUCACUUUGAAGCACAUGAAAGUGAAAGAGUAAGCGAGCACGGCAAGAAAUUUUCUGGUCUUAGGUUUCAUAUUAAGUUCUAUAAAGCUUAGCCAAUUUCAAAUUUUAAUUUUAUAUUUACACAAUAUUUGUAUCUCAAUUUUAAUAUUUUUUCAUAUAAUAUAUAUAUUUAUUUUUUUAUUUAAACUGCGUUAAACUUUUUUGUUUAACCAUUCUGCCCACCCCAUGCCUACUAAUGUUACUCCUCAAUUUUCUAUUUACAGUGAACAAGUUUUGUCGAAAGUCAAUUAAAGCCACCAACUUCGCGCAAUCGGAAAGUCCAAAGCAGCCAUCCUAAACCGCAGGCAAACAAUAACUACGCUUUCGUAUACAAUUUUCAAUUAUAUUAAAGGAAAGGGAAAGGUGCUUGCUGGCAGUUCUCAGCACGACAUGGUCGUGUCCGAAUCAGAAUCCGAGUUGCUGUCCGAGUCCGAGCCUCAACCUAUGAGUGAGCGCCAGGCUAUCGACGGAAAUCUAGAAAACCUACUCAGUACUCGUGCUGAUGAAGAGGAAACUGAAAGCAAAGUUAAUAAUCCAGAAGAUACCAACAAAGAAGAAGUCGAUAGUUCGGAUAAUGCAGAACCCAAGGAUCUAAAGCAUAAGCACGAAGAUUUGAACAGUCCAGCAAAGGACGAUACAACCCGACCUCUUGUCCUCGAACAAAGGCACUCGCUAUCCAUUGCUGAAACAAAGAAGCGCAGAGAGAUUGCUUUCUCCAACGAACUGCUUUUCAUACCCAAAGAACUCGCGCGCAGCGAACUUCAGCAGCGCACAAGGACACUGACUAAAUACGCCAAGAAUCGGGAGUACCAUCUCCGAAUGCUGAAAUUUCCGGUGGGUUCGGGUCGUCCUCGCUACGUGGCUAAGAAAAUGAAGGAGGCAUGUUAUCCGAGAUCCAAAGAAGCCGACAUUGAUUCCGAAACUAUGGACAUUAAGCAGGAAGAAAGCAUUGAUGAGCCACCCGAAGUGUCCCAAAGUCCAAGGGAGUUACCCCUUAGCAUGCCCGAUCUGGAAACAGAAAUCGGGGAGCAGAGUCAACUAUGCGAUAAUGAUGAAAUGAACAUUAAGCUGUACGACUUUGUGAAGAAGGAAGCCGAGUCUGACUCGGAAUCGGAAAAGAUAAGCCGCAAAAUCCUGCAGAGCCAGCGUGAAAGUGUGAUAAGAACUAGCAACUCCAAACGCCAGCACUAUCCCUACUUUUCCUGGCACAAUCCAGAUUCGAAAGGGGAGCCGGAAACCGAAGUGGGCUGCUGUGACGUGGAGUGCCUGACGAUAGUGAAGGAGGAAUUGGACGAGGAGGUGGACGAGGAAAUGGAAGAGGAGCUGGUGGUGAAGGAGGAGGAGGAGGAGGAGGAAGUGCCACAUACCCAGGAAUUAGUGAGUCCUGAACAGGUUGAACCACCACCAGAAGAGGAGCCUGAGUCACCUGAGCAACCACAGGCCAUCGGCUUCUUUUACUCUUCCACACAGAACCAGUUAAUCCACGAGCCUGCUGAAGUUCCAGUGCAAGACCUGGCUCCCGUGAGAUCGGAAUCCCCUGAAGAUUUCGGACAAACGGCACUGCGUCAGCAGCUAAUUCACCACAUUGUGCAACCGAAUGUGUGCAACGAGGAUGCGUAUCACCCAUCCAUCACUUGCAACAAUAACGCCGCCGAUCGAAUGAAUCAAAAUCUCGGGCCACAUCCGACUAUUGAGGCUUCUGUCGCCCACGAGGCAUCCUUCCAAUGGAAUCCCCAAAACGCUGAUAACUACACCAAUCAAAAUCAGCUAUUCCACAAGCAGCAGCUGCACAUCCAGAAUCAACCUGCAUACCUGCAACAUCAAUUCAAGCUGCCGGCCAGUCAGCAGCAACACGAAGCGAUUUUCCAGCAACAGCAGCAAGCAGGCAAGGAAAAUCUGCAGCAGUUGAGAGUCUUGUAUCAGCGGAUCAAGAACCGUGAGAGGAAUCAACUGCAUCACCUGAGCAAGUCCAUGAAGAAGGUCUUGGAUGAGCGUCUGAUCUGCGAGCGACAGCAUGCGGAGGAGAAGCGAUUGUUCCAGCUCAAAAUGGAGCAGUUCAAGAAAGUGGAGGAGAAACUCAAGCUGGACAGGGAGCAAAUGCAGCGCCAAUUGAGAUCCGAUAUGAAAACUCUCGAGCUGAGGAUGGCUGACCAGCAGCGCCAGCUGGAGGAGAAGUCUCUGGCCUGGUCCUGGCACCAGCAGCAGCAACUCCAACAGGGGCAACUCCCACAGCAGCAGCAGCAUUUGCAGCGGCAACAUUUGCUGAUACAACAGCAACCAGAAGCACAACCGCAGCAGCAGCAGCAGCAACAGCAGCAGCAACAGCACUUUGUGCAUCAAGAUGCCCAUAUGAGCCCGGAGACCUACAUAAUGCAGCAACAGGCCUUCCUGUACGAUCCAUCCUACAUAUACUCAACUGCCUACCAGGAAUCAGUGGCGUAUCAACAGCGCAUCCAAGCCUACCAUGAGCAGCAGAACUACCAAGCACCGGAGUCGCAUACCACGGCAGUUGAGCUGCCGCGAAGAUUUCUCCUUCCGCCACCUCCAUUUUGCCAAUCCAGCAGCAGGACCUGCACCGAGGUUAGUCCCUCUGUCCCUAAAGUUAGGCGUUGUCGCACAAGGAUUUCCGAGCUGGGAUCGGAUCCGUAUCAUCGCCAAAUGAGGACUCCCUUGCCGCCAGCCUCGCUGAUCUUGCCCGGCCACCGGAAUCCGCAAUCCCAACCCCUCGAGCCCAGAAACGACCACUUCGGAAUAACCUCGGUCAUGUCCAACUACGUGGCUAGCUUUAUGAACAUGCAGGCUGAUCGAUAAUUACUUUUAAUAACAAUUCUUUGUUUAACGAAUAUUACUUGUGAUAUAAGUCCAAGCUGCUCUAGAAACUGUGAGAGAAUUCAUUUUAUGUAACACUAAGCUUUUUUUUGUGUAUCAUAAAAUAUUUAUAAAUAGGUUUUAAAUAUUACAAGCUAAUAAACGAAAAAAAAAAAACACCCUUAAA